AGCGCGUAUUUCACAAUCUCCUUCUUUCUUCAUCUUCUUCUCCUUCUCUUUCAUGGAGCCUACCUUCUCUACUUCCUCUUCCUUUCUUCUUCCAAUCACCCUCAUCUUAUUUUAAUUUUCACUUUCUCUCUCAUCCUUUUACAAUCCAACUCUUCCGCAAAAAGUCUGCGCUCAAAUUUCUUGCAUUUUUUAAUCUCCACAUCUUAUUUUCUAGUUUCAAUGGAGGAUGAAAACGAAACGCAGUUGUUGAACAAAUUAAUCGAAAGAAUCAAUCAAAUUUCUUCAAUUUCAGAUUAUCGUCCUCCUGUUAAGAAGCAGUACUGUAAUUUAGCUCGGAGAUUGAAGCUGUUAACCCCAAUGUUCGAGGAAUUGAAGGAGACUCUUGUUCCGCUAGCUAACGACGUUUUUUAUAAUCUCGGCGCUUUUCAUGAUUCUCUUAUUCUAGCUCUCGAUUUGCUCCGAUUUGGUUCUAUUGGAAGCAAAAUUUAUCUGGCCCUUGAGAGAGAGCAGAUUAUGGCGAAGUUUUAUGAAGUGACCUCUAAUUUGGAGGAAGCUCUGGAUGGAAUAGCCUUCGAGAAACUUGACAUUUCUGACGAAGUUAAGGAACAGGUUGAGCUCGUUGCUUCUCAGUUUAGAAGAGCCAAGGAAAGAGUUGAUCCACCUGAUGCAGAGCUCUAUGACGACCUCUUAUCUGUAUACAGCACCAGCACCGAUACAGCUGCGGAUACUGCCAUACUGAAAAGAGUCUCUGAAAAGCUGCAGCUGAUGAAAAUUGAUGAUCUAACACAAGAGUCUGUGACUCUCACUGAAAUGGUUUCUGCACCUGAUGGAGAUCCUGACGAGAGAAUAGAGAAGAUGUGCAAUCUACUAAAGAAAAUCAAGGAUUUUGUUCAGACAGAAAACCCUGACUUGGGAUCUGCUGCGGGAGAGAAGAAUCUCUCAUCAAGUUGUAGUGGACAAACAUCUGCUGAUGGGAGUCCUAAGUCUAUUGUUAUACCAGAUGAUUUUCGUUGCCCAAUUUCAUUGGAGCUGAUGAAAGAUCCGGUUAUUGUUUCUACUGGGCAGACCUAUGAACGUGCGUGCAUUGAGAAAUGGAUAGGGGCAGGUCAUAACACAUGUCCAAAAACGCAGCAAUCGCUCCAAAACUCUUCUCUCACCCCCAACUAUGUGUUGCGAAGCCUUAUAGCCCAGUGGUGUGAAGCAAACGGGGUUGAACUUCCCAAGAGGCCAGGCACUGCUAACCCCACCAAAACUGCAUCUGCUUGCUCAGCUGCAGAACGUUCUAAGAUUGAUGAACUCCUCCGCAAGCUCCACUCAGGCAACCCUGAUGAUCAGCGUUCUGCAGCUGGUGAAAUUCGGCUUCUCGCAAAGCGAAAUGCUGAUAAUCGUGUAGCUAUUGCUGAAGCGGGGGCAAUCCCACUUCUUGUGGACCUGCUAUCAACACUGGAUUCACGCACUCAAGAGCAUGCUGUGACUGCUCUUCUUAACCUCUCAAUCUGCGAUGAUAACAAAGGGAGCAUCAUAAACUCAGGGGCUGUGCCUGGCAUAGUUCACGUACUGAAGAAAGGUAGCAUGGAAGGAAGGGAAAAUGCAGCUGCUACCCUUUUUAGUCUCUCAGUUGUGGAUGAAAAUAAGGUUACAAUUGGUGCUUCAGGUGCUAUACCUCCUCUUGUCAUGUUGCUGAGUGAGGGUACUCAAAGAGGGAAGAAAGACGCUGCCACUGCACUUUUCAACCUAUGCAUAUACCAAGGAAACAAAGGCAAGGCAGUUAGAGCUGGAAUUGUGCCGACAUUAAUGAGGCUAUUGACAGAGCCUGGAACUGGCAUGUUGGAUGAGGCACUGGCUAUUCUGGCUAUACUAUCUAGCCAUCCCGAAGGUAAAGCAACCAUUGGAUCAGCAGAUGCAUUACCGGUUUUGGUAGACGUGAUUACGAAUGGAUCACCGAGGAACAAAGAAAAUGCUGCCGCAGUUUUAGUACAUCUUUGUUCAGGGGAUCAAAAUUAUCUAGUAGCAGCACAGGAGCUUGGAAUAAUGAGUCCGCUCCUCGAGAUGACACAGAGUGGCACCGAGAGAGGGAAGAGAAAAGCACAGCAAUUACUGGACAGAAUGAGUCGGUUACUUGAGCAGCAAAAACAGGCCCAGGCGCAAGCUGAGGCUCAAGGAGUUGCACCUCCAAAUGCUGCUGAGGACUAACAGGUCUUUUAUUUCUUGAUUUUGUAAUCCUUUUUAAAAUAUAUAUAUCAUUUAUUUUUUAUUCUAAUCAAAGGGAAGGAGGGUGAGAAAACUGGGAGGGCCUUUUAUUGAGCUACAGGAAAUUCAUUGUUAUUGGCAUUCGGGUGUAAUUUUUUUCAUUUUGGGAUGGGGCUGAGGAGAGGUUCUUUGAUAUCUUCAUAGGAAGCACAAAAGACAUACAUGAUACAUGAAAAGAAAGAAUCGACAUGCCAUUCGAUGUGUCUGUUGAAUUGUAGCAAUUGUAAAAUCUGUAUCAACACUAAUUAUCCUCAAUUUUUAUGGAAGGGUACAUUCUUUUGCGCUUUGCUUCUA
Spinacia oleracea (spinach) is the source of this 2544-nucleotide messenger RNA. Its product is annotated as U-box domain-containing protein 13. The record is from RefSeq and is a predicted model, not a curated record. The coding region runs from base 220 to 2193 and encodes 657 amino acids. Gene Ontology annotation, biological process: protein ubiquitination. The transcript has 4 exons. Gene Ontology annotation, molecular function: protein binding; ubiquitin-protein transferase activity. NCBI's taxonomy places the organism in Eukaryota, Viridiplantae, Streptophyta, Magnoliopsida, Caryophyllales, Amaranthaceae.